Messenger RNA from Caenorhabditis elegans, 1419 nucleotides. RefSeq names its product Flavin-containing monooxygenase (gene C01H6.4). NCBI's taxonomy places the organism in Eukaryota, Metazoa, Nematoda, Chromadorea, Rhabditida, Rhabditidae. The record is from RefSeq and is marked reviewed. Gene Ontology annotation, molecular function: flavin adenine dinucleotide binding; NADP binding; N,N-dimethylaniline monooxygenase activity. The coding region runs from base 120 to 1337 and encodes 405 amino acids. The transcript is spliced from 8 exons.
AAUUGCCAGUUUUAACUGGUUUCACUAACUUGAACACCUAUUCAUUAAAAAAUUUUCUAAAUAUUCAAACCAAAUAUUGAGUUGCCAUUUUACCAACUAUCCAUUUAUGCAAUGAGAAAAUGCACAAGAAAAUAUGUAUUAUUGGUGCUGGAGCAGCGGGAUUAGUAUCUGCAAAACAUGCUAUUAAACAAGGUUAUCAGGUUGAUAUAUUUGAGCAAACUGAUCAAGUUGGAGGAACAUGGGUUUAUUCAGAAAAGACUGGGUGUCAUUCAAGUUUAUAUAAAGUUAUGAAAACGAAUCUACCAAAAGAAGCCAUGUUGUUCCAGGAUGAACCAUUUCGAGAUGAACUCCCAUCUUUCAUGAGCCACGAGCAUGUACUUGAGUAUUUGAAUGAGUUUUCUAAAGAUUUUCCAAUUCAAUUCUCAUCCACCGUAAACGAAGUAAAGCGUGAAAAUGAUUUGUGGAAGGUGUUAAUCGAAUCAAACUCCGAAACUAUCACUCGUUUUUACGAUGUCGUUUUCGUGUGCAAUGGACAUUUCUUUGAACCAUUAAAUCCAUAUCAGAACUCAUAUUUCAAAGGAAAACUUAUUCAUAGUCAUGACUAUAGAAGAGCAGAACAUUAUACUGGAAAGAAUGUGGUCAUUGUGGGUGCAGGACCAUCUGGAAUUGACAUCACACUACAAAUUGCUCAAACUGCAAAUCAUGUAACACUAAUAAGCAAAAAGGCGACAUAUCCGGUGCUUCCAGAAUCAGUUCAACAAAUGGCAACCAACGUAAAAAGCGUGGAUGAACAUGGCGUAGUUACUGAUGAAGGAGAUCAUGUUCCUGCUGAUGUCAUAAUUGUUUGCACCGGAUAUGUUUUCAAGUUUCCAUUUCUGGACUCUUCACUAAUUCAAUUGAAAUAUAAUGAUCGUAUGGUAUCUCCACUUUAUGAACAUCUUUGCCAUGUUGAUUAUCCAACAACACUAUUCUUCAUUGGCCUUCCUCUCGGAACAAUUACCUUUCCGUUGUUCGAAGUGCAAGUUAAAUACGCGCUCUCACUGAUCGCCGGAAAGGGAAAACUGCCGUCGGAUGAUGUUGAGAUUCGGAAUUUUGAAGAUGCACGUCUUCAAGGUCUUCUGAAUCCCGCAUCAUUUCAUGUUAUAAUAGAAGAACAAUGGGAGUAUAUGAAAAAAUUGGCAAAAAUGGGAGGAUUUGAAGAAUGGAAUUAUAUGGAAACAAUUAAAAAGUUAUAUGGCUAUAUUAUGACUGAGAGGAAGAAAAAUGUGAUUGGAUACAAAAUGGUUAAUUUUGAAUUGACAACGGAUUCAUCGGAUUUCAAAGUUGUUGAUAUAUAGUUAAUAUGCUUUGAAAUUGUUGUUUAGACUUGAAUUAAUUUUUUAUUAUUUUUAAAAUCAAAAUUAUGCAGGAUUGGGAAAG